This is a messenger RNA of Dictyostelium discoideum AX4, 1653 nucleotides long. RefSeq names its product phospholipid-binding protein (gene cpnF). The transcript is spliced from 2 exons. Bases 1 to 1653 code for a protein of 550 amino acids. NCBI's taxonomy places the organism in Eukaryota, Evosea, Eumycetozoa, Dictyosteliales, Dictyosteliaceae. Gene Ontology annotation, cellular component: cytosol. The record is from RefSeq and is a predicted model, not a curated record. Gene Ontology annotation, molecular function: calcium-dependent phospholipid binding.
AUGGCUGAAACAAUUAGACCAAUUUCAAAAAUUGAAUUAAGAUUCAAAUUAGCAGAUAUAAAGAAACCAAGUUCACAAAUUAUAGUUUAUUGUAAUAGUGGAGAUUCAAAAAGAUUUGAUUUAAUUGGGGCAACUGAAAGAAUUGAUAAUAAAUCUGAACCAUUUUUUAACACAACUAUAAAUAUUGAUUAUUAUUUUGAAAGUGUUCAAAAAUUAUAUUUAUUAGCAAUAAACCAUAAUUUAAAAACACUUGAUUUUACAAAAAUUGAUCAACUUGAUGUUGUUGGUGAAUUUACACCAACAAUUGGUGAUUUAAUUUCAAGAGAUGGUAAAAGAUUAAUUGGUGAUAUUAAAGAUAAAGAUAAAAUUACAGGUAAAAUUGAAAUUACAGCAGAGGAAAUUUAUGAAACUGGACAUAACAUAAUAUUACAACUUAAAGGAACCAAAUUAGAUAAAAAAGAUUUAUUUUCAAGUGAUCCAUAUUUUAAAAUCUAUAAAUCAUCACCAAGUGGUAAUUCAAUAGUUUUUGAAAGUAGUGUUAUAAAAAACAAUAUCAAUCCAAUAUUUGAUCCAAUUGUAAUUAGAUUACAAGAAUUAAAUGGUGGUUGUAUGUUUAGAGAAUUAACAUUUGAAUUUUGGGAUCACAAUGAUAUAGUAGAUGAUGAAUUAAUUGGAUCAUUUAGAACCAAUACUGAUGAAAUUCUAAGUGGCAUAAUUAAAGAGUUUCCAAUAAUCAAUCAAAAAUUGAAGUCAAAAAAAUCAAAUUAUGAACAUAGUGGUAUAAUAAAUUUCAUUGAUUCAAGAAUUUUAUAUAAACCAACAAUACAAGAUUUCAUCAAUGGUAAUGGUAAUGGUAAUGGUAAUGGUGAUGGUAAUUGUUUAAUUGAUUUAAUGGUUGCAAUUGAUUGUACAGAAUCAAAUGGUGAUCAAAAAUUAGAGACAUCUUUACAUUAUAAUGUAAAGCCACAUCAAAAUCAGUAUAUUAGAUCAUUGUUGGCACUUGAAUCACAAUUGUUGAAUAAUUUCGGAGUAAAGUUAGAAAAGAGAGUUGAAGUAUUUGGAUUCGGUGCUGUUAUUAAUAAGCAUCCAAAUCACAAUUUCAGAUUUCAUUAUAUAAUUGAUGAUAGACCAAAUACUCUAAAAGCAGGUAUCAGUGGUGUGAUUGAGUUAUACGAUAAAGCAAUACCAAAGAUUCAAUUUACCUCACCAACUAAAAUUAGUUCAAUAAUUGAAGAUGCAACUAGAUAUUCAUUACAAGAUUUUCAUUCAACUCAGUUAAAGUAUUCUAUACUUUUAAUACUUAUCGAUAGCGAUAUCACAGAUUAUGAAUCUACUGUAGAUGAAAUAGUUGAAGCAUCAAAAGCACCAUUAUCAAUCAUUUUCAUUGGUGUUGGUGAAUAUUCAUUCCAAAAUAUACCACAAUUAGAUGGUGAAAAAAAUGGUAACAUUAGAUUAAUUGGUCGUUUCGAUAGAAAACAAAUUAGAGAUAAUGUUCAUUUUAUAUCAUUUAAAGAGUUUUCCAUCAACCAAAUCGAUUUUCAAAAUGAAAUACUUCGAAAAUUACCAAAUCAAUUAACUGAAUUUAUGGAAUUUAAAAAUUAUUUACCAAAUGGUUUAUCUUAUACACAAACUGAAAUAAAAAAAAUAAAAUAA